UCUUCUAUUUUUCAAGGAGUGAUUUAGAAAUGGAACCGUUUUGGAGAAAUCAUGGAAAAGGGUCAUCAUAUUCAUCUGUGGUUUCUUAUAAAGGAGUCUCUCUGAAACACAAAAAGGUGAACAAAGCAUUGUCAGUGUUUAGGAAAUUGUCCUCCAAACUUUUUGAUGAACUCAAAGCCGAGAACCCUCGAGAUUCUGGAGCGAAAUUUAAAGCCCUGUGUAACGCGGCGAAGAUAAUGAGCGAUAAGCAUGCGUGUGAAAACACGAAAAAGCGAGUCGGAGUUGUGGAAGGAAUUGAGAUUGGUGACAAGUUUCAAUACAGGGCUGAACUUGUCAUUAUUGGCCUCCACCUUCAGCAUUCAAGUGGUAUUGAUUAUAUGGGGAAGGGUGAGAGCUCGUUGGCAACAAGCAUUGUGGUAACCAAACGCUAUGCUAACACGAUAAACCCUAAUGGUUCCUUGGUUUACAUAGGUCAGGGAGGGAACUCUGCUGCAGGAAGAAAUGUUCUGUCCCAUGAUCAGAAGUUGGAGGGUGGGAAUCUUGCUAUGAAAAAUAGCAUGGAUGCUAGAAGUCCUGUGAGGGUGAUAUUGAAAGUUUUUGGGAGUUCUGAUUAUGAGAGUGAGAAUGAGAGUGACAACAGCUCUAUGUUCUCAUAUAUUUAUGAUGGACUGUAUUGGGUGACUGAUUUUACCCAAGGCAGGGGUAACAAUGGGAAACUUGUGUUCAAGUUCACAUUGGAUAGAAUGUUAAAUCAACCCCAAAGCUGUGUUGCUCAUGGAGAUUUGGGUUUGAAAGGGUCGUCUGCUUCAAGUUCUAGUACUCACAAGAGAUCAAAAGGUAGUUCAUCAGCAGCACAAAAGGAGAAGACUCGAAGGAAUGAUGUUUCUGAGGGUAAAGAAAACUUUGCUAUUCCGUUGAUGGCAACAAGUGACUGUGCUGAAUUUCCUCCACCUUUUGAAUACAUAGUCGAUUUAGUCUAUUCAGGGAGGUUGAGCUUGAUGCAGCAGCCAAAUCCAAAAGAUUCGCGUGCUCCAUUCCAGCUAGCCAUUUAUAAGACGGAAAGGAAGGGUUGGGGUGUUAGAACCCGGUCGUACAUUCCAUCUGGAAGCUUUGUGUGUGAGUUCAUUGGGGAAGUUCAUCACUAUGGAUCAAAAGCUGGAUUAAGGUUAGGUGUUGAUAACUAUAUACUUGACAUGGGUAUGUAUGUUUCUAAAUUCUGAUGGAU
Lotus japonicus is the source of this 1225-nucleotide messenger RNA. RefSeq names its product histone-lysine N-methyltransferase, H3 lysine-9 specific SUVH5-like. NCBI's taxonomy places the organism in Eukaryota, Viridiplantae, Streptophyta, Magnoliopsida, Fabales, Fabaceae. The record is from RefSeq and is a predicted model, not a curated record. The transcript has a single exon. The coding region runs from base 30 to 1220 and encodes 396 amino acids.